Xenopus tropicalis (tropical clawed frog) is the source of this 10932-nucleotide messenger RNA. RefSeq names its product otogelin like (gene otogl). Gene Ontology annotation, biological process: nervous system development; L-arabinose metabolic process. The coding region runs from base 240 to 9341 and encodes 3033 amino acids. The transcript is spliced from 57 exons. Gene Ontology annotation, cellular component: extracellular region. NCBI's taxonomy places the organism in Eukaryota, Metazoa, Chordata, Amphibia, Anura, Pipidae. The record is from RefSeq and is a predicted model, not a curated record. Gene Ontology annotation, molecular function: alpha-L-arabinofuranosidase activity.
GUGAGCUUGUGCAACUGAUACAGACAAGGAGUUAUCAUGCAUCACUAAUGAGGAAAUCUCAGCCAAGCAAGUCACUAGAACAUUUUCCAAAGCCUCAAAGGCAACUGAAGACUGAACAACUUUAGUGUCUUUUCCUCUUAGCCCUGACAUGGUAAUAAUCUAUGCUCAAUGAAAGAUCUAAAUAAUUUGCAAAGAAACUUACUACUAAGAUGCCAUAAGAGUGAAGGUCAGUAUUUUGGAUGCGUUUCUGGCUACCAAGCUACACUGAGAUGAACAUUGGGGGAAAUCUCACUUUGAUGAUACCUUGGAACAAAUCUCUCCUGUGCACACUUCUGCUUUUUCUCCUUGGGUCCAUUGCUGCAGCUUCUGGUCUGAAAUCGAGGACAUCAAUAAACGGGUUUAAUGCAAUUCGCCAGAAAAGAGAUCUCUUAACAGCAGAGAAAUAUGAACCUUCCUCUAGAGCUCGAUCUCGUAGACUUUUUACUGAAACUUUUAUACCACAAGAAGGUUCUUGCCCCCAGACUUGCCUCAAUGGAGCACAUUGCACAGAUGCUGGUGUAUGUGACUGUGAAACCUUUCAGGCACAGGGGGACAGGUGCCAGUUUGUACCUAACACUGGCAAAGAGAGGGAAGGAAUCUGUAAAACCUGGGGACAGUAUAAUUUUGAAACAUUUGAUGGAAUCUAUUUUUACUACCCUGGAAACUGUUCAUACAUUUUUGCCCGAGACUGCAGCCAGAAUGUGCCUCUGUACACUAUCUGGGUCCACAACAGCCCUAAGUGUGGAGGUUCAGUGUAUACAUGUACCCGCUCAAUCAGCAUGUUCUUCUCAAGCCAUGACGAGAUCACUGUUUCCGGUUAUGAAGUCAGAAAAGGAGGAGUUCGAUUAACACUUCCACAGACAAUUGAGAAUAUUUUCAUUGAAAGACUAGCUGACUACAUUUUGGUAAAAACAACCUUUGGAUUUUCCCUUGCCUGGGAUGGUGGAACGGGUGUUUAUAUCAAACUGUCAGAAGAUCAUAAAGGGAGACCAUGUGGAUUGUGUGGAAACUUUAAUGGAAAUUGGUCAGAUGACUUGAUAAUGCAGCACACAGGUGAUUCUACAGAAGACAUUGCCUUGUUUGCCAACAGCUGGAAUGUCCAGACCCCAGAGGAACCAAUUUGUGUGGUCACCGAGUCUGAUUACCCUAAUCCAUGCUCUGAUGAAGCAGCUCAGGAGGCAGCAUUUCUCAAGUGCCAAGUUUUGCAACAGUUUCCCUUUAUGAGCUGCCAUGAGACCAUAGAUCCUUACUCCUAUAUUGCUAGUUGUAUGAAUGACCUCUGCAAGAAAGAUGAUGAAGAAACCUACUGCCGAGCUGUAAUGGAGUAUGCUAGAGCCUGUUCUCAUUCAGGCUUUCCCAUUCGGGACUGGAGGGAUGACUUCCCUGCAUGCACUGAGAAGUGUGAAGACAAAUUUGUACACCGUGAUUGUAUUAGCUGUUGUCCACCGACUUGCACAUAUGAAAAAGAAUGCCUGGGAAGCAACCUCCACUGCCUGGAUGGCUGCUAUUGUCCUGAUGGUUUAAUUCUCAACAAUGGCUCCUGCGUUGCCGUGACCAGUUGUCCAUGCAUCUAUCAUGGAAUGGCCUAUCCAGCAGGUUCUAUGAUUGAGCAAGAAUGCAGCAUGUGUGUUUGUGUUGGAGGCGUUUGGAACUGCACUGAACAUGAAUGUCCAGCUGAAUGCUCUGUAAUUGGAGAUGCGCAUUUCACAACAUUUGAUGGGCGUUAUUACACUUUCUUGGGUACAUGUCAGUAUAUCCUUGUAAAAGGGACUGGAAAAGAAAAAUUUACCAUCACUGUGCAAAAGACUUUAUGUGAACAGAAUUAUGACCAUGCCUGCAUCCAGUCAAUUACACUUGUGAUUGAUGAAGACAUAAAUAAACAAGUGACACUUUUCAGAGAUGGAGAAGUUCAGUAUGGUUCUAAUCAGGGUUUCAUUAUAAAUGGAGAGAUUGAAGUACGGAAUCUGUCAUCAAUGUUUGUGCAAGUGAAAACUAAAUUUGGUGUAAGAAUACAAUUUUCUAAGGGUGGUGACAGACUUUAUAUAAAAGCAAGUAGUGCCUGGAGAAGAAGAACCUUGGGCCUUUGCGGAACAUUUAACGGCAACUUAAGAGAUGAUUUUUUGUCUCCGGCAGGGAUGAUCGAAGGAACUCCACAGCUCCAUGCUAAUGCCUGGAAGAUAUCAUCUGCUUGUCUAACACCAGUCAACAUCCCAGUAGUGGAUCCAUGUGACAUAAAUAUCCAAAAUGUUGGUUAUGCUGCGCACUGUGAUGUCAUAAAUCAAGAGCUGUUUGCACCUUGUCAUACAUAUGUGAACCCAGGGCAAUAUUACCAGUUAUGUCGGUUUGAUGCAUGCAAAUGUGGAAGCAGCUGUCUUUGCAAUGCCCUUGCCCAUUAUGCCUACAUCUGCAACAAGCAUGGGGUCACGGUGAAUUUCAGAUCUCAAGUUUCUUUCUGUGGGGUCGUAUGCCUUCAUGGAAUGGUAUACCACCAGUGCACCUCAUUCUGUGGCCGGACUUGUGGUUCUCUUACAUCUGGAGAAGUCUGUAGUGAUGAAUGUGUUGAGGGAUGCAACUGCCCUGAAGGAAAAUACUUUGAUGAGUCAGUAAAUUUUUGUGUUGGAAUAUCCAGCUGUAGAUGCUACUACAGAGGCAGAAUUUUUCACCCAGGGGAAGUUAUGAUGAGGCAUGCUGGGUCUUGCCAGUGUUUGAAUGGAACAAUGAAAUGUACUGAAACAGCUACAUCCAUAGCAGGCCACACAUGUCCAGAUGGAAAAAUAUAUUUUGAUUGCAGAAACCCCAUACCUGGUUUCCCAUCAGCUGGGGUUAACUGUGAAGCCACUUGUGCCAAUCUGGCUAUGAACUUUACAUGUGUGCCCUCCCCACCUUGUGCCAGUGGAUGUAUUUGUCCAGCAGGAAUGGCAGAGCACAAAGGGAAAUGUUAUGUACCAGAUAGCUGCCCAUGUACAUGGAAAGACAGAGAAUAUCUGUCAGGAGAAGUGAUCUCUACACCCUGUUAUACAUGUGUUUGCAGAAGGGGGCUCUUCAACUGUACCAGUUACCCCUGCCCAUCAGUUUGUACUGUGUAUGGGGACCGGCAUUAUUACACAUUUGAUGGACUUGAGUAUGAUUAUGCAAGUGACUGCCAAGUCUAUCUAGUUAAGAGUGUGGACAAUUCCAAUGUUUCAGUCAUUGCCCAGAAUAGGAAAUGUUUUGACAAUGACAUCAUUUGCUCCAAGCAUCUUGUCAUUUCACUGGGUGACACAGACAUUUACUUUGGUGAAACGUCAGCUGCCCAGAAGACAUAUAGAAUGCAAAACAGUUUAUACAGAUAUGAACAUUGGAAGGCUGGUUUUUAUACAGUGGUGCACUUUCCAGAACUGGAAAUGACAAUACUUUGGGAUAAAAAAACCACAAUACAUGUCAAAGUAGGACCUCGGUGGAAGGGUAAAUUGGCAGGCCUGUGUGGAAAUUUUGAUAAGUACACUUCAAAUGAUUUUACAACAUCAAACAACAUGGAAGUGAGAAACCCUCAAGUUUUUGGAGACAGCUGGACAAUUGGUCAGUGUAAAAGUUCAAAUGAGACAGCGCGACCUUGUGAGGUUCACCAGAGCAAAUUCCCCUAUGCAAAAAAAGAGUGCUCAGUUCUCUACAGUGAUGUAUUUGCUCCUUGUCGCAAUGUGAUUGAUGUGACGUCAUUUGUGAAAAACUGCCAUACAGACACAUGUAACUGUAACCUGGGAGGGGAUUGUGAGUGCUUGUGCACUAGUAUAGCGGCAUAUGCUCACAAAUGCUGUCAGCAAGGUGUAUCAGUCCACUGGAGAUCUCCUAACUUGUGCCCGUACGACUGUGAAUACUAUAACGAAGGCCUUGGAGAGGGACCUUACAUUCUUUCCAGUUGUGGAAAUAAGGAUAUUGUUUUAGGUGUAAAUGUUACCAGCAAACAUUUCUUUCCCCUGCCAAGAAUGAGUGCACAUGGACGCGUUUUGUUUAAUUUCAUGGUAACACCUGGACUUUUCAAAGAUAAGGACCUAUCCUUGUCACUUGUGUCUCUGGAGUCUGCGGAAAGACCAAACUAUUUCCUCUCUGUUAAUGAAAAUGACACCGUUCGGCUGGAACAAUGGGAGGACAAUCCAUUUUUUCGGAGAAAAGCAACAUUUUUCCACCAUCAAGGCCUUUGGGUUCCAGGCUUUAGUGCCUUUGAAUUGCACAGCAAGAAAGGAUUUUUUAUUGUGCUCACUGAUAUGGAAGUUAAAGUUUCCAAAUAUGAUAAUUCAGAAGAGUUCAAACUUUCGAGCAGCUUUAAAAUUGAAGAGGUCGUUGCAGCUGUUCCAUACAGGAGAAUGUGUGAAUGGCGAUAUGAACCAUGCGCCAACCCUUGUGUCAAAACCUGCAGCGAUCCAAAUGCCACAACAUGUUCAUUUCUCCCUCCGGUAGAAGGAUGUAUACCAUACUGCCCAAAUAAUAUGAUUCUUGAUGAGGUUACACUUAAAUGUGUCUACCCAGAAGACUGUGUUCCAGUUACAACAACUGAAUUUUCAGUUUUAACAAAACCAACAAAGAUAAGUCCAACAGUAACAACGUCUUAUGUAGAAACUACAGCUUCAAUGAUUCCCCUUGUUUCAGUUUCACUUGAACCACUCUCUACUGAAGGUCCAUUACAUUCUACAUUACAUUCUACAAUUCAGGCCUCUUUUGGCACACCAAGUGAAAUCCAAACAAUUUACCCAGAGCUAACAACUGCAAGUACAGAAGCACAGCAUAAACUGUCCACAAGCGAAUAUGUUGAAACUUUAUCUACACAACAAAUAGAGCAAUCAACAUUUGCUGUAGGUCCUGGAAUUACAACAACAACACCAAUUAAGUCUUCUUCAGAUGCCCAUCCAGUUUCCUAUCAUCCACUGACACCUUUUCCAACUUUUACAAGUGCACCUCCAGGACCAGCAUUUGACACAACCAAAACACCAACAAGAAUGCUGGGCCCAUCCUCCUUGGGUCAUUUUCUACUGACAACAAAGUCUGUGACUGUAUCUCCCUAUUCACCUUGGGUAGAUAGUUCAUAUUUAUCUACUCAAGAUCUAUCAAAAUCACAAUUUCAAUCUAGUCAAGCAUCACCUCUUGAAACAACAGGACCUUACAUGUCGUUAUCUACUAAAUCAAUCACCCCUAUAAAUAUCUCUACUACUACUACUACAAAAUUCACAUCUCUGACAAAGCCUGUUGGUCUAGAAGCCAGUGGACAAACCACUUAUGAUGUUACUGAUGGAAAACAAUUUACCAGCAUUCAAACUUCCUUGCUAAAUAUGUCAUUACCUUUAACAGCAACGAAAAAUAUCACCAUUGAUGUUUUGAAAACCACAAUGACAACAAAAACACCUUUAACAUAUGUAUCCCCAUUAGUGAUAGACUCAACCACAAGUCCUACCCAGUCUGUUAUAGUUGAACACCAAACUUCAAAGGCUGUUACACAAACUAAAAUGACAGAGAGAAAGGAAGACAUCUUUGAUUCAAUGACCUCUAAAAAAUCUCAUUUCACAGAUAGUACAAGCUUGCCUACAUUUUUGCAGGCUACUACCAAUAUUUCAAAAACUGAUUUUCCACAGCAAAAUACUACCUCUGUUACAGAAUUAGACAUGACCUCCAUUUAUUUACAUUCAACUAUGUCACCAUCAACCCCCAGAGAAACUGCUUAUAUUUCAUCAAUUUCUUCACAAGUCUAUACUAAUACUUCUACAGAAAUCACCACUGCUUUAAUUCCCAAUGUAACACAUAUUCAAACUACUACUGUAACUCUGAGUACUAAAAAAUUCCCAAAAAGUACUGAAACAGCUCCAAGGACAUUCCCUCAGUUAAGCACCAAAGAAGUGUCCAGUACAACAUUUCCUACUCAGGGUAUGCAGACAACCGAAACAAUCUCAGUUAUUAAGCCCUCUGAGAAACAAGAAGUAACAAUGGCAGUAACAAGUCAUUCAAUAGCUCCAUCUACAACAUCUUCCAAAGAAAGUUUUGCUACAUAUUUUCCUGCUUCAGUCUAUGAAACUUUGAAAUCUUCUUCCCCUGUGAGUUCAUCCACACCUUUAGCAGAGUUAGCCAAAUUCACAGGAUUGACAACUAGUGAAUUCAAAGUCUACACUGAUUUUCUUUUGACUACAAAGGACAGGGAGACAUCACAAGCACCUACAGUACAAUUAGCUGCAACAACCGGGUCAUUUAUCACACCCUCUAUAGAAUCUGCAAUCAAUUUUACAACAACAGAAGAAACAGUUUUGGAUAAAACUAUAACACCCAAAUACAAUGCAAGUCAAACUUGGGCAACAACAGAAGAACAACCAUAUAAAUCAACGCCAUUAAAGUCUACUGAAACAUUGUCAUCUUUUACUGACCAAAGACUAGAAACUUCUAGUGAGCCUGUUUAUACUUCUGAAGCAAACUUAACAACUGCUGAGAAAGUUUUUCCAAAAACAACUUCCGAAGCCCUUUCUAAUUUUACAGAGUUUACACAGUUUGGAAGUACUCCAGAAAUCAUUGUGACUGGAUCUUCUGUUGCUCCUCUUCUUGAAACAACAAGCUCAGAAACAGUUACUGAAAUAUUUAUGAAUUACACUGCAUCUUCUGAGUAUUAUUCAUAUGGUACCAUGGUCCAUACAAGCGGUGCCUCAGAAUGCAUGCCAAGAUACAUCGAAUCACUGGACCCAUGCAGUCAAUAUGUCUGUAUAAAUAUGGGUUGGAUAUUGUACAAUGUUUCAAGUAAUUGCCACAAAAAUGUAGAGAAGCCAGAUUGUGGCUUUCGUGGAAUGCCCGUUCAAGUGAAUAGUGAUAGUUGCUGUCCAGAAUGGGAGUGUCCAUGCCAGUGUUCUGUGUUAUCAGAACUGAGCAUCAUUACAUUUGAUGGAAAUAAUAUUGCAUUGUAUAAUGCUGCACCCUACAUCUUAGUCAGACUUCCGAAAGAAACAAUUGUAGCCCAUAUUGAAAAAUGCCCUCCCAGUCUUAGUGUCAACUCAAUAAGAAAGCUGGUUCCUGCCGGAGGCACCUCUGGACUUUGUUUUAAAAAGUUAAAUGUGACAACAGCAAAUUUCCAAGUCCUCAUAAACCGCUUAGAAAGAAAGGUAGAAGUUAAUUCAAUUGUUCAGCCUCUGCCUUUCUCAAAGAAAGGACUGUGUAUUCAAGAUACAGGUGCAAUGUAUGUCAUUAACACUCCAGCAGGCAUAAACAUUAAGUGGACUCAUGUCACAGGCAUCAUAGAUAUACAGUAUGGCCUACAUUCUAAUCUUUCAACCAAAACAGAGGGGCUUUGUGGUAUUUGCAAUGGUGAUCCAAGUGAUGAUUUAAAGAUGCAAAACAGAACAAUAAUUACCAACAAAGAAGACAUUGAAGCCUUUAUUAAAAGCUGGGAAAUUGAGAAAUCAAUUGAUGUUACUACAAGACGUCCUAUAAGAAACUGCACAGAGGAUAACUGCACUUAUUGCCUGGAGCUUUUGAACAGAAAAGCUUUUUCCCCCUGUCACAGGAAAGUUUCACCGCAAGACUUCUGUGAGAAGAUGUGGAUCAACAACACAUAUUUUUUAAAUUAUGAAUGUGAUGCUCUUUCUGCAUACGUAGCUCUGUGCAACAAGCACAAUAUCUGCAUUAGAUGGAGGACCAAAGAUUACUGCUCUUUGACCUGCCCAGAAGGAAAAGAAUACCAAGCUUGUGUGCAACCUUGUGCAGCUAAAACCUGCUUAAAUAAAUGGUAUUAUGAAGAAUCACCCUGUUCGUAUUUAAGGGAAGACUGUGUGUGCAAAAAAGGAACCAUACUUCAUAGAACUGAUUCAGAGCUCUGUAUUCCUGAAGAAAAAUGUGCAUGUACUGAUAAUGCAGGGAAUCCACAUUCACCAGGAGAAGUCUGGAAUUCAUCAAUGAAACGAUGUUGUAUGUCUAAAUGCCUAGAAAAUGGAACCAUUAUAGCUAUAGAACCUGACUGCAGAAAAGAGCCAGUGCCAAGUUGCCAACGGGAGGGUGAGACACUUAUCAGUGUCAUUGAAGAAGGAGAGUGCUGUCCAAAAAAAGUUUGUGAGUGCAAUAUAUCUUUGUGUGAGAAGCCUCUAAUGUGUAAGACUGGUGAACGGCCGGUUGCUGAUUAUAAUCCUGAGACAUGCUGCCCAAAAUAUACAUGUGAAUGUGACCUUUCUGCUUGCCCAAAAUCUAUAGCGCCAAACUGCAGUGAGGAUCAGAUCUUAGUGGAGGCAAGGCAAGAGGACCCAUGCUGUUUCUCCUAUAUUUGUGUUUGUGAAUCCUGUACAGAACCUGUUCCAGUGUGCAGUGAAGGGGAAAUCCUUACCGUUGAUUUGAACACGACACACCAGUGUUGCCCUCAUUACAUCUGCGUAUGUGAUGAAAAUCUCUGUUCUACACCACAGCUUCAGUGUGCAGCUGACACUAAACUGGUUAAAAAGAAAAGCCUUGGCAACUGUUGUCCAUAUUGGUCUUGUGAAUGUGACUGUGGAAAUGUGACAAAUGUAGAGUGCAACUUGGGUGAAAUUCGGCGAAUUAAUGAACACUAUAAAAGCCCAUGUGGAUGCACUCAUUAUAUUUGUGAAAAACAAGAGGUCUGCAUCUUUCAGGGAAUCACAGUUCUACAACCUGGGCAGUCACUGAUCCAAUAUGUGGAUGGGGAGCUCUGCUACACAGUACAGUGUUUACCUGAAAAAAAUGAAAAAAGUGGGUUUUAUUCCAUGGACAUUUCAGUUCUGAACUGCUCACAACAAUGUGGAGCUAACCAAGUCUAUACACCAUCUCCAAGCCAGCAGAUGUGUUGUGGCACGUGCAAAAAUGUAUCAUGCUCCUUUUACAGCGAUAAUGGAACACUAGUUUUAUAUGAGGUUGGGGAAACAUGGAUAUCCAACUGCACCAAAUAUGAAUGCACAAAGACCUCUGUAGGUGCUAUGAUACUGGGCUCUAGUGUGGUCUGCCCUCCUUUUAAUGACAGUGACUGUCUGAAGAAUGGGGGCACUAUAGAGACCUACAAUGAUGGCUGCUGCAAGAUAUGUUCAAAGGAAGAAAGAAUUUGUCAGAAAGUGGCAGUUAGAACCACAAUAAGAAAAAGUGACUGUUUUAGCCAAAGCCCGGUAACUAUUGCAUCUUGUGAUGGGAAAUGUCCUUCAGCUACAAUUUUCAAUGUCAACCUUGAUAGCCAUAUAAGAUUCUGUAAAUGUUGCCGGGAAAAUGGAGUGCAGAAUCUGACUGUGCCACUAUAUUGCUCAGGAAAUGGUACGGAAGUGAUGUAUGUCAUACAAGAGCCCCUGGAUUGUUCAUGCCAGUGGAACUGAAUUUCAUUUUUUGUGGACACUGAUCAACAACAUUUCCUGGCACAGAAAAACAAUUUACAAAGCUUACAUUUUAUAAUGAUUGUGUCAAAAAUUGUCAAUAUAUUACAAAAUUUAAGUAAUUAUGGACCCACUAAAAUAAUUAAUUGUAUUACAAUUAAGGGGACUACGUUUCAUAUGUCAAUUAAAAGAAUUGAAAGAAAUUAAAUACUACAAAUUUGCACCAGUGAAACAACCCAUGGCAAUCAUUCAAAAUCGGAUUUCAUUAUUCUACCUGUAGGAAACUAAUCAUAGCUAGUUGCUGGUUGGACAUUGCCAGUGUUUCCCAAUAAACUGUAGAUAACAUUUUUUUUCAUUACAUGCAUGAUUAAAUGUAUACCCCAUCUAUGGAGGCAAAUUCCUCACAGAAAACACUGCAAAAUAACUCUAAAAUAUGGGGCUGCUUUAUUAAAGUACAUUUUAACUAAGCAUUAAUGAUGGUUACAGCUUGGUAAAAAAAAUGUGGUGGUUAAUAGAAGUGAAUGGUGUUUGACUGCUCAAUGCAUUCAAGCACAGUUUGCUGAAUUGUUUCAUUUAUGUGCUUUUAGAAAUGUUUUCAUCAAUUAAAUACUUUCCUGAAUUUAAAGAAAAAGUUCCUGAUAGUCAGGAAAGUUCAAUAUACUAAAAUGUUAGUAUAUAUGCCCUAUGUUUAUUUUUCUGUCUACAGUGACGGAAAGCAUUUGUGAUAUCACAUCAUAGUAGAGGGAAUAUCAUGGUGCAAAAAUGAUUUUUAGUUUCUCUUGCUCAAUGUUAUGCUUCCAUUUAGAGAAAUGCUUUUGCCAGCUUUCCAAAAUGAUCCCUGGUCACUUCCUUCUCGCACAAUAUCCCUUCAAUAAUGAUAACCAAUUGAUGUGUACAUAAUAUUGUCAAUAAAAUAUAUGUAUUUUAAUUAAUGUACAAAAUGAAACAUGAUAAUGGAUUUAAUAAUUUUAGGAACAUAUUACACUGAAAAAAUAGGCUAUAUCUCAGUUCAGUACUGGGUAGUAGGUCACGAAGAUUUUUGAUUUUGGUGUCCAAGCAUGUAUGGUCAUUUCCCAGUACUGAUUUUUAAAGACAUGCCACUAGACCAAUUCAUGUAAUAAGUCAAUAUAAACUGGAAUGAUGAGUAGCUGAUAUGAACUCGUGCUGUGUAUGUAUUCAAAUAAGAAAAUAAAAGAGGAGAAUGCUGAAAAAAACUGCAUGGUGUUAAAUAGAAAAUACUUUGUAAAGCACUAGGAUUGUUGUCUUAAAAAAGGCUACAAAAUUACUGAAAAUACUGUGUUACCAAAAAUUGUUGUGUAUAUCACUUUGCUGGCUUAAAUCACUGCUAGACUGUUACUGCAGAAAAUGUAUACUUCAAUAUACUGAUGGCUAAUAGAUGGUUUGAAUUCAUGUUAAACAUGUCUUCCUGUAAAGCACUUUGAAUUAUUUUUUAUUUGUUUGGUGAAAAUAUUUAAAAACUCAUGACCAUGUUAUUAGAUGCUAGUAUUUGUCUACCAGCCAAUCUUAAGGAAUAUUAUGUGGUGAGUUUUUCCAUCUUGAAAUUUUUUUUCAAAUAAAGGCAAUUUUUUAAAAA